This is a messenger RNA of Anas platyrhynchos (mallard), 5474 nucleotides long. It is a transcript of the gene ERICH5, whose product is annotated as glutamate rich 5. Lineage: Eukaryota; Metazoa; Chordata; Aves; Anseriformes; Anatidae. The record is from RefSeq and is a predicted model, not a curated record.
GCACCCAGCCCCAGCACCGCCCGCCCCCUUGGAGCUGGGAAGAGGCUCCAGCGCCAUGGGCUGCUCCAGCAGCGCCCGCAGCCGGCCCCAAGAGCACCCCACUGGCACCGGGGAGCCUCUGCGGGCAUCACCAGGUGAGAACACCCCAACCGCAGACGACUACGAGACCAUAGCUGACCAAACCCAGCUGGGCCUGGCAGAGGUGGUGAGUCUCGCCUCUGAGGAGACCAACCCAGGCGAGUGCCUGCCAGGGGACAAAGAUGAGGCUGUGAGCCCAGCUGAGGAGGAGAAGAUCAGUUCGGUUCAGGACAGGGAGGAGCCGGAGGGCACAGAGCCGCUGCCUGUGGGGUCGGAGGAGAGCUCUGAGCUGCCGUCUGUGUGGCGAGAGGAGAGCACAGAGCCUUCACCACCACCAACGCCGGCAGAAGAUGCUGGGUCACCGCCGCCAGACCCGUCGGAGGACAGUGGGCUGGUAGAGGGCAGUGACAGCUCUGUAGUGGAAAUCGUCAACAAAGUGCAUGUUACUGAAGAGGACCACUUCAUUGAGGGUGAGACGGGAGAACAGGUGGAAACUGAGCUGCUCAGUGAGAUAGUAAGUGGAGGGCCUGAAACAAAAGAAGAAGAAACAGGAGAAGCUGUGGAUGGUGCAGCAGCAACAGAGAUAGAAACAGCUAAUAACAAGGAAUAGAAGCUAUGUCUGUAAGAACAUCCUCUUCGUGGGCCGGCUCUUCUGUCCACAUGGACAUUUUUAAAUUUUAUUAAGUUGGGAAAAUAGAGCUUUUGUAGAACACAAACAUGAAUAAGAGACAUCAGAAAAAGUUUUAUAUAAUAUAUAUAUUUUUGAAGUCAAGCUGCCAAGGCUUCAAGUAUUUGGAAUGCCUGAACCCUCACCUCCCUGCCACAGAGUGCCUUCUGUACACUGCUAGCACAGUGGAAUAGCUUUCUGACAGGAGUACAAUAAUUCAGUUUUCAAUUAAGAAUAUGUCCAGGUUCCCAUAACCAACUUUAAUUCUUUGAAGCCUUCAACCAGCAUUAUAUAGGAUGAAGAAUAUAGUGUAGCAUUUCACUUUAUUUAAUAGUAGUGUAAGUAGGUAGAAAUGGAAGUCCUGCUCCUGAGAACUCUUGCACACGCAGGCAAUUUCUCUGAGUGCCUGGACUACCAGUUUAUGGAGCUGCUGAAGUGUACAGCACACAGAGGACUGGAAACCCCAAAUUGCCCAUUUACUAAAUGCAGAGGCUAGUUUUUUCACAAAAUGGAAGAUACACAGGGUGCAACAUCCAGGAAGCAAGUAGGUGUCUAUUGCUAACUCUCCAUUUUUAAACACAUCUAUUGAAAGGGUGGUAGUACAAUAUAUGUAAUAACUUCUGCAUAACUGGAAGAAAAAAAGGCAUUUUAAACUAGGAGUAGGAUGUUUUAGUCUUUUAAGUUCUGGCACACUUAAAAUAUAAAUUCACAGCAGUUAAAACACAUGGUGACUAAUAAGCCAUCUUUAGCCACAUAGCUCCUAAUAUACACUUGUGGCUUCUAAAAUAGAUUUCUGACUAAAACAUAUAGAAGCCUGUUCCUAAGGGAGAAUUCAUCUAUUAAAUUUCCCUGUAGAGCUGUCCUCCAGAAGAAACACGCAUUCAGGGACUGUGUUAUCUUCCAAAAUGCAAAGCAAUUAUUUUGGAGCUGAAGCAGAAUGACAAAUCCUUCAGACUUCCUGUGGAGUUGAUGAAUACAACCGAUGUCAUGGAUCUGACAGAGAGUAGAAAUUUGCUCUGACAGUGAAUGUUGCAAAGGGACUAUAUGUCUUUAUUGGGGACUGUGUUUACAGGAUUCUCUGGCAUAAGGAAGUAGACUGUGGAGAAAAGGUCAAGUAUCUAAAAGGGGCAAGCACGUGUUACUAUUUUUAUUAGCUUUAUUGUACAAAAGGACUGCACAAAUAUUUUAUCACCAGCAGCAAAUUACAAAAAUCAACUUUAAGAUAAGUGUUAUGCUGCACAUGCACAUCUGACUCUGGAUGACUUUGGUUUGUAUUAGAUAAUAUUCAUUGAUAACCCUGGCCUACCAGCUUUUUACUUGAGCUGGUAUUUCUUUGCUACAUCACUGCAUCUAAGGUUUUCUGAUUAUCAGCAAUCUUUUCAGUCUACAGCUAUCUUGUCAACUUCACUUAAGGUUGCCUAGCAGCAUAAACUUCUAAAACCAAAACGCAUACUGUCUUUUAAAGGAUUAUUUUAUUGUGGUAGGUGGAUGCUGCAAUUUUAUUUUUUAUUUUUACUUGUCUUCUGUAAUAAGAAAGUCAAAACAAGUAGCUGAUUCUAUUAAAAAUCUGUUGACAUUAAAGUGGAAAUUAAAAAUUCUAACAGAGGUAGUCAACCCUUUUGUCCACGCCAGAAUCACUCUUGCUGCUGCUUUUGUUACAAUGAAGACGGGUGACAAUAUACAACCUUACCUCAUCGUUCAACUUUUUCAAGUCACUAAAAGCAAUGCUAAUUGGAAACGAGGAGUGUGAGCCAGUUAUAACUCAGGUCAGCCCUUCUCUAUCAUCUUCAGUCCUUGCAUAUUUUGUGAUUACAAUAAAUGAAAGCUAUUUUACCUUUUCCUUCGCAAAAAGUGCAAUAUGCUUGAUAUUGUGUUAAACAUGAAAUGUUAAUUGGAUAAAUUACCACAAAGUCCACCAAAAUUGGAUAAAUUACCACCUGGAUGCUAAGGUUAAACUGAACCUCUCUGCCUUGAGAAACAGGACAAUCACUGUCCCACUGUGGCCUAGUAUUUACUGUCUGUGAGCUACCAAAGCACAUACCCUGCAUAAAGGGACAAAAUACAGGCAGUUAUUUGCUUCCACAAACCUGUGGAUAUCACCAAGAUCACCAAGGGCAGAAAUUGGUCUGUGGAUCAAAGAGCUUUCUCAUUUAAAGGCUGAGGAUGUGCUCUGAUGUCUCUCCUUACAAGAUAUACCUCCAGAGCUAGGACAAGGUACCUUAGUUUUUUUUUAAUUUUAUUUUAAAUAACCAAAAUAAAAACCAAUUUUUAGAAGCAUCCAUCAAAAUCUAGAUGAUCUUCAGUCCUUACCUUCAUCCAAGCUAGUAGUUAUCCCAUGCUGGGAUAACUGGGUACCAAGCAGGACCCCUGAAGUAGGAAAUCUCCAAGCUAACAAGAAAGUUCUGGUAAGAAUUUUGUUUGAAUUACCAAAAAACAUAGCCCUAGAGAAGGUUAAUUUGGGACCCCACUGGCUCUGUGCAGACAAACACACAUAGUGUUAGGAUCCCAGAAGAUACUCAGCAGUCUGCCUUGCUACAGCUGGCUCUUUCACUUAAUGCAUAACUUCCCUCAGAUAAAAACUGCAGCAAGAGUUUUAAAUUAAAAACAAAACACAACUUUAAAUUAGUCUCUGGUUUAACAGAGAACAGUUUUAUUAAAAUUAUGUACUGAACUUUAUUUUUGUGUUGCUUAAUCCGUAGACAACAUAAUCACUAGAAAAAGUCCGAAGUACCUGGUAGAACAAGCAAAAUUAAGAACUGCUUUGCUUUUAUGAAACCAGAAUGGAACCAGAGAUUUUUUUUUUUUUAAUUAUUUUUCCUCUCUAAAGUUACAUGUGAUUGAAACAAACUUUAAAUGGAGAAAUUACUGUCACAGGCUGAAUGGCAACUUCCUAUUUUUCAUGCUAGCAGCGCAGUCCCACAAACGAGAAAAACAACCUUUGUUUAACUUAGUUCCACUUUGAACAAGAUUUCUUAAAUAUUUUAUACUUUGCUGAACAGGAGAUAUCCACAAUACUUGCUUUUCAUAUUAGAGAAUUAUGGGGCUUUGCCUUUUUAUUUAAAAAAUAGAAUCAAGAAAUAUAAUUCUUCUUAAAAAAUUAAAAGUUUUAAACAUGUUUGUGGAAAGUUGAUUUUAUGUUAAGAACUGCUGUUACAGUUUUAAAUAAAAGUUUACCUCUGUUAUUCAAGAUUUUGUGUACCUGAAGGAUACAUUUAAGUCUGAGACAUUCAAGAAGCCAUGCAACUGGAGUUCAGCUAAAAGCUAGAUGAUCUUAUAGCUAAAAGUGAAUUUUAAUUCCUGGCUGUUUGCAGAAUUUUCCUUACUUACUGAUACAACCAUUUUUAAUGGAAAUGGUGUAUUGACUCUUACUAGUUCCAUCCAGCGUGCAUUUUCUUGGGGUGCUUCACUUACAUAUCACUCUCAGCGUACACCUUACUGGGGAAAGUAAUAGUAUAUUCACAGCCCUUUGUACCAGACAGCAGCAAGAAAAAUAAAAAAAAUAAGAGAAACAAUUAACUAACUACAUACAUACUGCCAUCUAGUGUUAGGUUUAAGAUUGGCAGAGCAGCAACACAGCACAAGUAAAGCAGGCAGGCAUCAUAGUAAAGAAUGUUGUGAGAGAUAAUAAGGGAUAACUCUUGCUAUUACCUAAGACUAAACUUAGAUCACGUUCAACACUAUUGCAAUCUGCUUGUGGAAAUAAUUCUGCAACAAAAAAAGUUAAAGUACUGAUAUGUGAGUAAAGUUGUAACAAACACAUAAAUAUAAAUUGGGAAUCUGUUUAAAUAAUUUAACCAAAUUUAGUAACAUUAUUCCUAACUGACAAAAUGUUGCUUCAUUUUCUCUGUUUCUUAGAAAAUUGUCAGAAAGUAUCUGGUACUAACAUGAAAACAUCUAUUACUGUUUAUGCUUAGGUGGGAUUGCUUAAGUUAGAGAUGUGGAAUAUAAGAGAUAGCAGUAGUAUAGCCAAGGAGAGAGAGAAAGAGCAGAACCACAACUAAUAGCUUUUAUUUGUAAAAUUUCUAAAACUUGUAGAAAGUUUAUAUGCAGAAGAGUCCGGUACUUUUCUAAGGUUAUUGCUUGAUAAUCAGAUAGCAAACAAUGUAUAUUCAUUUACCCUGAAUAAACCAAUAUUGUGUUUAGAUACAUGGCUGCAGGGGAAGAGAGGGGACCAUCUCUACAAUGAGGUAGCUGACUUUUCAAAGCAGUUCUGUAAAAACAUGGUAUUCAUUUCUACUGGCUUAGAUAAAAGAUGAAUGCAGAGGGAUGGAGUAACUUAUUAACAUCACCAGUCUGACUUCCCAGGAUUGCUUAAACACCCCACCAAGCAGAUGCUUCUGUUCUUGAUGACAGAGAGAAAAAUGCGAAGAACUGUAAUGCCACAGUAGCAGAAAGCUUUCUGUCUUGAAGGAUUAUUUUUCAUCCUUUGCUAUUAGGUAAUAGGUAAUUCAAACCAAAAGAAUAGGUUUAUAAUUUCUUAUUGAAGAAGCAAAAUCAGGACUUCCUUUGUAAUAGAGCAUAAAAGCAUUAUCAGGAAAACAAAAGUUUGUUCCUAGAAAAGACAAGCACAUUUUUAAAGAUAUAAUUAUCAUUUAUUGUCAUUAAACGGGAUAUUUUCCCUCUUACAAUUGGAAUGUCUUCUUUUUUCCACUCACCAGAACAUAGUAAAAGUUGAAUUAGUAUGAGAAAGACUAUGAAAAAGGUUGCAGGAAUGGAUUAAUUUGCAGGU